This is a messenger RNA of Gymnogyps californianus (California condor), 1230 nucleotides long. Its product is annotated as olfactory receptor 6F1-like. Lineage: Eukaryota; Metazoa; Chordata; Aves; Accipitriformes; Cathartidae. Gene Ontology annotation, molecular function: G protein-coupled receptor activity; olfactory receptor activity. Gene Ontology annotation, cellular component: membrane. The record is from RefSeq and is a predicted model, not a curated record. Gene Ontology annotation, biological process: G protein-coupled receptor signaling pathway.
AUGUCUAUUUCAGACAUCUCCUGCAUGUCAGCAACUGGCCAUGCCUUAGAGAGCUGUGUGGCUGUUCCUUACUUGGCCUGUGUGAAGAGACAGCAUUACCCAUCUCCAACAAGCCCACGAGAUCCCGCCGAGAUCAAACUCCCUGUGGCGCACAGAGGGAAAACAGAAAACCGUCUCCUCAGUGUGGCCAUGUUCUCCCUCAGCCAAGCAGACCAUGGCUUCAUGGCUGUCUGGAGGAUGGUGCAUGAAGAGAUGUCGUUUGGAUCAUUUCCAUUGGCUGAGCUGAUGGACCUCAACACUUGGGGGCACACAGCAAAUGGGACAGGUGUGGAAGAAUUCAUCCUUCUUGGCUUUCCAGGCGCGUGGCAUUCCCAGGUCUCCCUUGGCAUAGUAUUUGCACUGACGUACUCCCUGACACUAAUAGGCAAUGCAUCGUUCAUAGUCCUCGUGUGGAUGAACAGCAGCCUCCAUACCCCAAUGUACUUUUUCCUCUGUAAUCUCUCCUUUCUGGAGAUCCGGUACACGGUGGGCAUUGUUCCCAAAGCCAUAGGAGUCAUGCUGGGGACUAGCCAGACCAUCUCCUUCAGUGUCUGCAUCCUCCAGUUGUUCUUUCUUCUCCCCCUAGGCUCCACUGAGUGUUUUCUCCUGUCUGUCAUGGCCUAUGACCGCUCCUCAGCCAUAUGCUACCCCUUGAGAUACAGCUCCCUCAUGAACAGCGUCCUGUCCUCUCAGCUGGUGCUCAGCUCCUGGCUGGGAGGCUUUCUGGCCAUCUCACUGCUGGCCUUUCUGACAUCCAGGCUGACGUUCUGUGGGCCAGAUGUCAUCAAUCAUUUCCUCUGCAAUAUAGAUUCCUGCCUUGCCCUCUCCUGCAGUGACACGUGGCCUGUGGAGCUAGUGACCUUCCUUGUCUCCAUAAUUGUUGUGGUGGCCUCCUGUGUGGUCACCCUCAUCUCCUAUGUGUACAUCACCUCUUCCAUGCUGAGACUCCAGUCAGCCCAUGGCCAGAAAAAGGACUUUUCCAUUUGCUCUGCCCAUCUCAGUGUCGUCACGAUCUGGUAUGACUCCACCGUGUUCCUGUAUGUCAAGCCGUCAGCCGAGAACUCCCUGGAUCUGAACAAACACGUGAUUACCUCUCACACAGUUGUAACUCCUUUGCUGAACCCCUUCAUUUACACACUCAGGAACAAGGAAGUGAAGCAAGCUCUGGGGUGGGCUUUCCAGAAAAAGUGA